UGUCCUGCCCUUUUUGGGUGCUGUGAAACGUCAUCGAGGUUUGUUUGUACCAGGUCUCCGGUGCCAGUUCAGGCGGUUGGGCCUCUUACAACCACCGUCCCUCGCUUCUCCUUCCGUCUGCUUGUUAAACAGAGCCAUGUCUACUCCGGCUAGGAGGAGGCUCAUGAGGGACUUUAAGAGAUUGCAAGAAGAUCCUCCGGUUGGAGUCAGUGGAGCACCAUCUGAGAACAAUAUCAUGGUCUGGAAUGCAGUUAUAUUUGGGCCAGAAGGAACACCAUUUGAAGAUGGUACAUUUAAACUUGUUAUAGAAUUUUCUGAGGAGUAUCCAAAUAAACCUCCAACUGUUAGAUUUGUAUCAAAAAUGUUCCAUCCAAACGUGUAUGCUGAUGGUAGCAUAUGUUUAGAUAUUCUUCAGAAUCGAUGGAGUCCAACUUAUGAUGUUUCGUCAAUAUUAACCUCUAUUCAGUCUCUUCUAGAUGAACCAAACCCAAACAGCCCAGCUAACAGUCAAGCAGCUCAACUUUAUCAGGAAAACAAACGAGAAUAUGAGAAAAGGGUAUCUGCUAUUGUUGAGCAAAGUUGGAAUGAUUCUUAAUAGACCAUUUAUUUUGUAUACAGCCUAACCCUGCAAAAGACAAAAAGGAGACUGCUGCAAGUGCCACGAGUUUAAAGGAGCUCCAUAUAAAAUUGUUGGGAGACUUCAGAAUUUUCCAGUUCCUGAUUCUCACCUGCUUCCCUGUUUGGAAAAUUUCAAAGCUUGUUUAUCUCUACUAAUGUACUUUUUAUUGCAUGUUAUGCAUGUUUUGGAAUAAGUUAUUGCUGCAUUUGUAAUAUAUACUGUUUGGAUUUUUUUUUGUUUAAUGUUGAUGUGGCAUUUUCAUGGAAUAAUAUACACAUUUUGUAAAUCUA
Molecule: messenger RNA, 909 nt
Organism: Spea bombifrons (plains spadefoot toad)
Lineage: Eukaryota; Metazoa; Chordata; Amphibia; Anura; Pelobatidae
Gene: UBE2B
Product: ubiquitin conjugating enzyme E2 B
Exons: 6
Coding region: 137-595 (152 amino acids)
Biological process (GO): protein polyubiquitination; DNA repair; proteasome-mediated ubiquitin-dependent protein catabolic process
Cellular component (GO): HULC complex
Molecular function (GO): ubiquitin conjugating enzyme activity
Source: RefSeq, a predicted model, not a curated record